GGUAUGAGAUGUGAUGUCAAACACGUCAAAGAUUAGUAGUGUAUGUAAGAUGGCUGUUAAAGUGUGUAGUAGGCUAGUGAAACACAGCUUAUUUAUGUUGAUAUUUGAAAUAUGCAUUGUAGUAGGAAAACAAAAAGUAGUACAGCUCAAUGAAGAUAACUGGAAGGAAAUGCUUGACAAAGAAUGGAUGGUAGAAUUUUAUGCUCCCUGGUGCCCUGCUUGCAAGGCUCUGCAGCCUCUAUGGGAAGAAUUCUCAACAUGGAGUGAAGAUCUCAGCAUUAAAGUGGGACAGGUUGAUGUGACUACAUCACCAGGGCUUAGUGGGAGGUUCAUGGUGACAGCUUUGCCUACCAUAUUCCAUGUUCUGAAUGGAGAGUUUCGCCAGUAUCGGGGUGCAAGAGACAAGGAUGCCUUUAUCUCUUUUAUUGAAGAUGAGAAAUGGAAAACUGUUGAUGCAAUUCCCAGUUGGAAGUCUCCUGCUUCAUUUCAGAUGUCAGUUGUUUCUUACUUCUUCAAGUUAUCACAAGUUUUACGGGCUGUCCACAAUAACCUGAUGGAGGAGUAUGGGAUGCCAACUUGGUGCUCAUAUCUGAUAUUUGCAGUUGCUACCAUUAUAAUCGGCGCUCUGCUUGGACUUGUGUUGGUGUGUUUGAUAGAUCUAAUUUAUCCACCAAAACCUGUUUUAGUCCAGAGCAAAACUGAACCAGAACUUGAAAAGGAGAAAGGAGAACAGGAGAGUGGCGGCAAGGAACCUAGUGGUGACGAGCUGGAUGAUGAUAUCAUCAAAGAUGAUGUGGAUGAAGAAGGCUCUGAUGCGGUUGCAACUCAGAGUGGUUCAGACACAGAGACGAAAGGAGAGGAAGAAAAUUCCAAUGUUCGAAAACGUAAAGCCAGGAAAGCGGACUAAUAUAACGUACCUGGUACUUAACUUCCAGCAAAGAGCAAAGGCAUAGUUAGUACGAUAUGAGGGAAGGCUAAUAGUGGGGUGCAGCAUAUGCUGAGUGGGAGAUUGGGAUAUGUUACCACACAGAGUUCAAGUUGUACAUAAAUUUUAGGAAAUGGCUGCAUUCUCCAUUGACUUUCCCACAUAGUAUUUAUUGUAGCACUGCCUCAUAUGCAUUGCUCAUAAAGCAUGAAAACAUUUUGUACAUGAGGAGAUGCAAUGUAUGUUCUGUUCCAUUUUAAGUGUGCAUGGGCAGGCAAAUAAGGCAGGUUUCUCUUGUUUGUACUUGUUUGGAGAUCUUUGUUUUUCUUCUCAUAUCAAGCUAAGCAGCUCAACUGACUGGUAAUGAAACCUGUCUUAUCAGUCAGUCUAAGUUGCCCACCCCAGAUGGUAAAUGGUAUAGUAACUUUUGUAUUCCAUGAAGAGCAGUGAGGGGUGAAGUAAUAUAUAUAUAUAUAUAUAUAAUGUCAGUAAUGUAUUCCUAUUAAAAUAUGAUUGAGUGCCUGUUUAUGCUGCUAUGCACAGCCCAGUUUCAACCCUCACUUAAAAACUGUGAUAACAUUCUGAUCCUGAAAACAUUCCACAUUGUUUGUAAGGGUCAAGCUAAGAUAAAGAAAGGUAUUUGCUCUUGCUAAACUCAUUUUGUACCACGGUUAAUAUAACUUGCAUACAGAGUACUUUGUGCAUGUACUAACUUCAUUAAAGCUAUGUUAUAAUGGGAGCAACAUAUUUAGGAGUGUUCCAUCUUGCUAACUUAUAAGCAACCCUUGGAAAAUUCACUUUCUCAAAACAAGGAAAGAUAGUUUCGUUUUCAUGUCAAGAACACCAGAAUGGCAGUGAUAUUUUUUUGGAAGCUGGUCAGACUUCAAGUCACGUGGCGCUCAUGCACGCACGCAUGCACGCGCACACACACACACACACACACACACACACACACAGAGGUUACUUCCUUCAUUUACUGCCUGUUCAUAGAAUAAUAGCCAGUGGGUGGUAACUUAUGGGUAUGAUAGUAACAUGCUAUCAGAGGCCGCACCAUAGCUCAAGUAGUUAGUUGCUGGCUUCCCAGUGCAGCGGCCCGGGUUCGAUCCCGGGUCUGGUC
Molecule: messenger RNA, 2042 nt
Organism: Cryptotermes secundus
Lineage: Eukaryota; Metazoa; Arthropoda; Insecta; Blattodea; Kalotermitidae
Product: thioredoxin-related transmembrane protein 1
Exons: 6
Coding region: 14-907 (297 amino acids)
Source: RefSeq, a predicted model, not a curated record